CGAGGCAGUGGGGGGCAAUGUGGGCAGAUAGUUGAACACGAAGAAGACAUCUGCGAAUGCAAUUGGUUGGAAUCUUCCCGACAACAAUUUCAAAGUAUAGUACAGUUGAGUGACACGCCAAAAUCUUUUUCCUGUUAAAAUAUUUUGUUCGGUUAACGUGGCGCAAUGACCUGCCUAAUUUGUGCCAAUUCGAGCGGCACGUCUUUUGCUUUGCUGUUUUGACAUACAACGAGACCAGUUUUGGGGCUACAGACACCUUGGGGGGGGAAAAAAACAUUUGCCAUUAGAGCUCUCCUGUUUUGGGUCAUACCAGCCUAGUUGCAACAACCGCCAGGAGGAGAUUCACUAUGGAUCAUUUGGUACUGGGGUGUUCUUCAGCUGUUGCAGAAACGGAUGAAAACAUACCCCCCAAUGCAAAGGAACAAACUAAAAGGCAGCUUUUGCGUGACGAAUACUUUCCCGAUCUUACUCUCCUUGAUGUCACAUGCAAUCAGACUGAUAAUGAUUUAUCUUUAGUUGAAAACAUGGCAAAAUCACCUCAGACCGUGAGGACGUUGGUCCCAAAGCCUGCUAGGCUAGUGGAAAUCCCGAACAACCCCAUUCUGACUCCAAAAGUGGAGGUAAACAAAGCAAGUGUCAGGCAACCUUGCAACUUGGAUACAAAUGCUUCUAUGUUUUGGUUGGAUAAAGAGUGCUUACCGGACAUCACCGAAUACUCGUUCGAUUCCACGAUUCACCAAAAUGCAAACUUCACUAUCAACUUAACUACAUCUGAUAUGCAAUUAAUCAUCAGUUCAGAGAAAGCAACGGUAGACUCAAAUUUAGAACAUGUAGAAACAUUUAGUCUUGACGAAGCAACCACCAAAACCUCAAAGCCUUCAUCUCCAUCCCAGAUAACCUGCCCGCAAAGUGAUGAUACGGGGAUGUCGCGAAGCAAUCCAAGUGGCUCUCCCCACAGAAUUUACGACGUUAAACUUCCCUCUCAGUCCAAUGUCACAUUAGUCAUGUCCAAAAGCACUUCUGGUCACAAAGACACUUUUGAAGCUGAAACUCCCGCAUGCAAUAGUACAAUAAGCUUGUCGGACAGCAGUUCCGGUGGCAUUCACCGAAACACCUUUGACACUAAACCUGCUCAGCCCAACGGCACGAUAAGCAUGUCUGAAAGCCGCUGCAGCGACGCUCACCGCGGGACUUUGGAUGGCAUGAGAACCAUUUCGAUAAUCCAUUCAAGUGACAGUCACACAAACACGACACAACCUCAGUCUGAACCCGUCGGCAUGGACGCCGACGCUGAGGCGAAGGAAAUUAAGCGCCUUCAAGUGACGUUUGAGGCCAGUCUUGGUGAAGCGAGGGCAUCCAAGCCCGGUCAAUGCGAGACUAAGGAUUAUUCGCAAUCGCAGGCUUUUGACCCAACUGUGGAUCCAGAUGAACACAGCAAAGCAUUGCAUCUAGAUGACAUUAUCGAGUUCAGGCACGAGAAUUUCUGUUCUUCCACGCCGUUGACUAUCGGCAAAAUGGCUCCCGCCGCCGCCAAGUCGUGUGGGAGCAAAUUGUUGCUGGUUGAGGACGCUGACAGUAAGCCAGAACUUCAGAUGGCGGCCUGUCCACCAUCAGACGUCAGCUCGGUUCAAAAGACGCCCUCGUCUCAACCUGUCGUCAAAACGCUGCUGCCGUCCUCCAAGCUGCCGUCACUGCUGAAGAAGUUCAAGCCGACAACGUUGCUCCCAGGACGUGGGGAGAUGCAGGCGACGGGGCUCCCCUCCAGGAGGCAAAUUGUGACCAGCGCGCUUCAGCAGAGUUCUACGGCGUCCAGCUCGUCCAACCAGCAAGCAACCAGCACGGCAUCGAGGCCGCCAAAGUCUGGGGGGGAGAGGCCACUGCCGAGUGGGAGGCCCUCAAACCUCCCGAGAGGGCCCUCGCAUCAAAGACCAUCGACAAGGAGCAGCGCGCUGGCUUCUUCAAAUGCUGAUAAAAAAUCGUCUAAUGCAACCGCCACCGUUCCCCAGUCAAGGAAGCGGGACCCAAGUCGAGAUGGGAAUUCUUCAGCAAAGAAAAAGACAAAGACUGGUGGCCCCACAUCAGCCAGUCAAGUUGUGGCACCGGCGCCUCCUGCGGCGGCGACAAGCGCCCUCAAAACGUCGAGGCAGCCGACGCAAUCACAGCGACCACCGUUGUCGAGAACCUCAAAAGACGGUUGGUGGGAAUUGAUCGGCAUGGUCCGAAAUACACGUACCAGGUGGUCUCGAAAGUUUAUUGACCUCGUCAUCCACGCCGCGGUGUCGUCAAGGGCCGCUGACGCCGCAACGAAAGCAAAAAAACUCCCCCGGAUGAGUCAGAAGGCUGGACCGGCUCCAGGUCCAUUUUGCGCCAAAUGCAGUCUGCUGGAACGGCAGCUUCAAAUGCAGAGUGAAGAACUGCAGAGACUGAAAGAAGAUUACAGAAUGCAAAAAGAGAGACUGCAAGAAGAGCUACAGAAGAAGAAAGAAGAGGAUGAAUGAGAGACCAUAAGCCCUUCUUCGUUCAAUUUUAAUGCACAAAUAUUAAUAAAGUUGUGUUUCAAUUACACUGUGUGACACACUGCUUUGCUCGCUAAGGUUUUUUUUUUGAGGAUCAUCUUUAUGAUAUUAUGAUGCCUUUCCCCCAUGAUCGCAAUUUUAUUUAUUUUUUGCUGUUGCCUCACAUUGCUGGCAAAAACGUGGUUGCACCCACUCUCCUUGUGGAAUUUUUCUUAAAGCAUCAGAAAUCUUUCACUUUGUGUGUAUGUAGACUACAUCCACUGUAUGCACAUACUGCGUUUUACUUGUCCAUCUAACAAGUGUAAGUUUUUUUUUCU
Molecule: messenger RNA, 2833 nt
Organism: Syngnathoides biaculeatus (alligator pipefish)
Lineage: Eukaryota; Metazoa; Chordata; Actinopteri; Syngnathiformes; Syngnathidae
Product: pneumococcal serine-rich repeat protein-like
Exons: 9
Coding region: 348-2498 (716 amino acids)
Source: RefSeq, a predicted model, not a curated record